AUGGCUGUGGACUUUGGAGACCAUGCUAGUGGUUUCCGCCACAGAGAGGUGAUCAAAUUUAUCAACAAUGAAGUCCUCAUGAACGGCGGUGGCCCAGAUUUCUACCUGACCUUCCGCUCGCGGCCCUGGAAUGAGGUAGAGGACCAGCUUCGGGCCAUUUUGACCGAUCCUCAGGUGCCGCGCUCCCUUAAGAGGGUCUGCACCUGGAGCGGGCUGGCGCUGAGCGUACGCGUGGCCGCGAGGCAGCAGGAGCAGCAGUCGUGCCGGAUCCGGCAGCUGCAGCAGCAGGUGGAAGAGCGCGAGGCGGCCACCUGGGCUCUGGCCACCCAGCUGCAGCGGCUGCGCAUGGAGCGUGACGAGUCGGUCCAGCAGCUGCGUGCCACGCAGGCCGCCCUGCAGCAGGCGAAGGAUGAGCGCGAUAUGCUGCGCAGGAAGCUGCUUCGGGCCGACGGGUCUUCCCAGGCUGACUCGCUGGCCCAUGAAAUAAAGCCUGGGCUGCUUGUUGAGCAGCAGGGGGCUGCAGCUUGGCCCCAAAACGUAGAGCCACAGAGAGAGGUGGUGGCUACACGGGCACAUGGUAGGCUGUAUUGUGAGGCCCAGAUGCCAGCCCCAGCAGCAGUUGUCUACAUGCCAGGACCUCUGGGUUCCUGGGUCCAGCCCAUGCACCCCCCUAUGCCAAUGCCAAUGCCAGUGCCACCGCCAUUCCCAUUACACCCACCAUUUGUAAUGGGGUCGCCAUUUGUGCCACCUCAACCACCUGCACUAGUCACAGAAGCAGAAAGAGCAGUAGUGCCACUACAGAUGCCUGGUAUGGGGGUCUACCCACCUGGCCCAUGCACUGCAGUGGGCUUCCAGGCGAUGGUCUCUCAGGGGGACCAGAGGAGCCAUGUCCAGGAAGAAGGUUUGAAGAGUUUCCAGGGGUCAGCCCCGCUAGGGGACAGCAGAAGCCACAGCCAGGAAGAAGGUCCAGAGAUGCCCCAGGGAAUGGCCGCCCUGGGAGACAGCAGGGACCACAGCCAGGAAGAAGGUCCAGAGAUGCCCCAGGGGAUGGCCGCCCUGGGAGACAGCAGCGACCACAGCCAGGAAGAAGGUCCAGAGAUGCCCCAGGGGAUGGCCGCCCUGGGAGACAGCAGGGACCACAGCCAGGAAGAAGGUCCAGAGAUGCCCCAGGGGAUGGCCGCCCUGGGAGACAGCAGGGACCACAGCCAGGAAGAAGGUCCAGAGAUGCCCCAGGGGAUGGCCGCCCUGGGAGACAGCAGCGACCACAGCCAGGAAGAAGGUCCAGAGAUGCCCCAGGGGAUGGCCGCCCUGGGAGACAGCAGGGACCACAGCCAGGAAGAAGGUCCAGAGAUGCCCCAGGGGAUGGCCGCCCUGGGAGACAGCAGGGACCACAGCCAGGAAGAAGGUCCAGAGAUGCCCCAGGGGAUGGCCGCCCUGGGAGACAGCAGGGACCACAGCCAGGAAGAAGGUCCAGAGAUGCCCCAGGGGAUGGCCGCCCUGGGAGACAGCAGGGACCACAGCCAGGAAGAAGGUCCAGAGAUGCCCCAGGGGAUGGCCGCCCUGGGAGACAGCAGGGACCACAGCCAGGAAGAAGGUCCAGAGAUGCCCCAGGGGAUGGCCGCCCUGGGAGACAGCAGGGACCACAGCCAGGAAGAAGGUCCAGAAAGACCCCAGAAGAUGGUCCCCUUUGGGGACUCUGGAAGCCAAAGCCAGGAGGAAGAUCCAGAGAGGCCCCAGAAGGCCAUCUCCCUGGGGUCUAGCAGAAGCCACAGCCAGGAAGAAAGUCCAGAGAGACCCCAGGCAACCUCGCUGAGCGGCAGCAGGAGCCAUGAUUCGAAAGGAAGCCCAAAGAAACAGCAGCCUCAGGGGCAGAAAGCCAAGCAACCAAAAGGGAAAAAAGCCUCAAAAUCACAGCAACAGGAGAAGGCUGCCCCAGGCUACAGUCCAGUGAAGUGGGAAUGUCCAUGGUGUAAAGCGAUGAAUUUUUCGUGGCGCACGUUCUGCUAUAAAUGUAAGAAAGUCUACAUGCCAGUUGAGAGUGGAGGCCUUGACCCGGGACAGACUCACUGA
Messenger RNA from Cynocephalus volans (Philippine flying lemur), 2070 nucleotides. RefSeq names its product testis-expressed protein 13D-like. The coding region runs from base 1 to 2070 and encodes 689 amino acids. Lineage: Eukaryota; Metazoa; Chordata; Mammalia; Dermoptera; Cynocephalidae. The transcript has a single exon. The record is from RefSeq and is a predicted model, not a curated record. Gene Ontology annotation, molecular function: mRNA binding.